CAAGCAGUCCGCGCUUUGGUCUGCUCGAUCCCAGCAUCUGCCCCGAUCUGUCUGGAUCUGCCCCGAUCUGCCUCGAUCUGCCUCGAUCUGGAUCUGUCGGGCCCUCCCCCAUUCACUUCCCCCCUCAACUCGCUGCCUUCUUCUGCUCUUGUCUCCACACCGACAUUUCCGCAUUUGCAAUGGCAUCCGAUCCGGUUCAAGCUUCCCUCCAGAAGUGUCUAUCCCUUCUCGCCCAAGAGAGCCGUGAUCUAGGAUGCUCCGAGAUUUCCUACCGAGACUCACCGCCGACACCUUUGGAAUUUCUCCGUCUCGUCAUGGCCAACAAACCAUGUGUCUUUGGCAAUGUUGGCAAGGACUGGCCAGCGCUUCAAAAAUGGAGGCGUCGAGAGUAUUUCGAAACCACUUUCCAGCAACAAAAGAUCACCGUAUCUGUGACGCCAAACGGCCUGGCUGAUUGUGUUAUCAACGACAAGUUCUGCCUUCCCUACGAAGAGCAAAUGACAUUCCCGGAGCUCCUCGAUCGCUUCCCAGAAAGCCAAGCUCCAGACUCGGACGAGAACUAUGAUCACAACGAGCCUGUUCACUACGUCCAAUCGCAGAACAACAACUUCUCGACCGAGUUCUCAGUCCUCCUUGAUGAUGUGCCCAAGGACAUUGCAUUCGCGUCCGAAGCUCUAGGAAAACAGCCAGAUGCCGUCAACUUUUGGCUUGGAUCGGAUCGCUCGGUGACGUCUCUUCACAAAGACCAUUACGAGAAUCUGUACAUGGUUAUCACAGGGAGCAAGACCUUCACUUUAAUUCCACCAACGGAGGGAUUUUGCUUGCCGGAGAAGCGAUAUACCACUGCCAGCUACCAUCCUUCAGACGAUUCGCCCACCCGAACAACAAAAUGGGCGAUUGUUCCCACCGAGCCUCCUUCAACAACUCCGUGGAUCGCCCUUGAUCCUCUCCACCCCGAUCCCGCCGUUCACGGCGACUACAUCAAGCACUCUCAGCCUAUCCAAGUGACGCUUCUCCCUGGACAAAUGCUGUAUCUUCCUUCGCUGUGGUACCACCAUGUGCAGCAGGGGCUCGAGCGACUUGACGGCUUUGCGGCGACCAUAGCUGUGAAUUGGUGGUAUGAUAUGGACUUUGGUCGGCCGUACGUUUAUUACGGAUUCUCAAAGCAGAUCGGCCUGAUUGCACGUGGAGAUCUGACUGAGCUCCAGGAACAACUGGCAGAGACCGAGCCAGAGGAAGACCCUAUCGACUGAGUGCUCCAGGACAGCUUCUCAAAUACUCCCUGAAUCUUCAUAGAGCCAAUACAAAGACAGAAAUGUGUGGUCCCCCACUAGUGGGAUCACGGCUUGGGGAUAUCACCGUUAUCGGGCACAGAUUCAUGGCCCAUUCUC
Polychytrium aggregatum is the source of this 1391-nucleotide messenger RNA. RefSeq names its product jmjC domain-containing protein 7. Lineage: Eukaryota; Fungi; Chytridiomycota; Chytridiomycetes; Polychytriales. Gene Ontology annotation, molecular function: 2-oxoglutarate-dependent dioxygenase activity. The transcript is spliced from 6 exons. The record is from RefSeq and is a predicted model, not a curated record. The coding region runs from base 180 to 1253 and encodes 357 amino acids.